This is a messenger RNA of Lolium rigidum, 3219 nucleotides long. RefSeq lists its product as uncharacterized. The coding region runs from base 146 to 2875 and encodes 909 amino acids. The record is from RefSeq and is a predicted model, not a curated record. Gene Ontology annotation, cellular component: transcription factor TFIIIC complex. Gene Ontology annotation, biological process: transcription initiation at RNA polymerase III promoter. The transcript is spliced from 17 exons. Lineage: Eukaryota; Viridiplantae; Streptophyta; Magnoliopsida; Poales; Poaceae. Gene Ontology annotation, molecular function: histone acetyltransferase activity; protein binding.
CGCCGGUUCCGGCUGCCGGUGCGACCUCUCCACCCUCUCUGCUUCCCCGCGCGCGAGUAAGUCGCCGCAGGCCGCCUCCGCCGCCGCUGCUGCUGCUUCUCCUAGAUCUCUGCCGGCCGCUGCUGCUGCUUCUUCGGCCUCAAUCAUGGCUCCGCAUUACCAAGCUACUACACUGAUUGCUUCCCCAUCCUAUCCAAAUGCCAUCACCUGGUCAAGUGAGAACUUGGUGGCUGUUGCUUCUGGCCACAUCGUCACUAUCCUGAACCCGGCCGCACUUGAUGGGCCUCGGGGACUUGUUGUGCUUGGCCCUAGCAAUCCUUUUCCCAUAGGUGCGGUUAACAGGGAAGAUCUACUUGAACCAUGUUUAGUGCCAACAUGCUUAUCACGUGAUACUGAACCAUGUGCACGGUCAGUUUCAUGGUCUCAGCAAGGAUUUGCUCCUAAUUCUGGUUGUUUGCUAGCUGUUUGUAGUGGUGAUGGUCGUGUGAAUCUUUACCGCCCGCCAAUUUUUGAAUUUGGUGAUAGCUGGGUUAAGGUUGCAGAUAUAUCUCAACUGUUGUUUAACUAUUACCAAAGCAUUAACUUCCGAGAAGAUGAUGGUCCAAUUUCGUUUCCUCUGGAGGCGGCAAAUAAUGAGCAAGCUCCUCAGGAAAAGUUAAAUAGCGAGCAUGGACAUGACACAGGAUAUGCUGGUGAAUUGCAAGAACCUCUUUCCUGCAAGGUUCUUGGAAGGAGAAAAAGGAAACCAACAAGAUUUGAAGGCUAUGUUUAUGAUGAGGAUGAAGAUGGUUUAGGUGCUUCAAAGGAUGCAGACUUCUCUCCGAAUCCAUGUUCUAGGUUAUCCAAGGGAUUUAUGAAAAAGAUUGUCAAGCCUGUGCAUGAAAUGGCUGUCGUAAUUGGGGAAGGUGGAUUACAAAAUACCAAAGAAGCACUCUCUUGCAAUGGAGAAAACAAGCUUGUUCCUCUUAUCACAGCAAAACAAUAUGCAUGUCGGAAUGCACAUUUAUUUUCCCUCGUAGUUGCGUGGUCGCCAGUUUCGCCGUCACACGACACUACUUCUCAUUGGUGCAUUCUUGCUGUUGGAUCAAAGUCUGGGGAUGUUUCAUUUUGGAAAAUACAUAAGCCUGAGUACUACACAAUAGAUGUUGGUACUGUUAACAGAGAUCCAAUAUUUGUUGGGGUUCUCCAAGCUCAUAUUUUGGGGGUUUGUGCCAUGAGCUGGGAAGUUACCUGUGCAAGCUCUUCAAAGUCCUCAUUGCUUUUAGCAACUGGAUGCUUGGAUGGAAGUGUGAAGAUAUGGUCAGGUGAUAUGAAAGGAUUAAAUCAAUGUACUGAUGUAAAAGAAGUGCCAUUUUCAUUACUGGCAGAGGUCACCACUAAUUCAUCAGCUCCAGUCUCUUCAAUUUCAUUGUCCGCACCAGCUCAGCCUCGAGAUGAGGUUAAUUUGGCAAUUGGAAGGGUAUCUGGGUCACUGGAAACAUGGAAAUUGGACCUAUGCAACAACAAAAUUGAGAAUAGCAGUGCAUGUCAUGCACAUGACCGAGUGGUGACAGGUUUGUCAUGGGGUUUUGAUGGCCACAGUUUAUACAGCUGCAGUCAGGAUAAUUCUGCACGCUGUUGGAUCUUAGAAAAAAAUCAACUUGAAGAAGUUCCUGUGUACACAAAUUUCCCAGAGCUAAAAGAAUCGACCGAUCUCUCAGUAGUAUCUGAUCGAUGCUUUGGUCUUACACUUGCACCUGGAGAAUUAAUGAUUGCUGUGGUCCGCAGCUUGGAUCCGAAUAUGCUAGAUCCGAUGUAUCAAGCCAGGACACAAAAGGCAGUGGUUGAGUUCAUUUGGAUUGGUGGUCAGUUCCUUGGCAUUGCACUACACAAGAACAUUCAUAUCUCCAGCGAACAGUCCGUGAUGUUAUCUGAGACUAACUUCUUAUGGUGGGGAUCCAAUAUUUUUUGGUCAUUGAAGAAAUAUGAAAAAGGUGAAACGGGGCUUGUAUUAUGGGAUGUCAUAGCUGCUUUACGAGUGCUCAAGAAAUCCUCACCAAUAUUUCUGGAGACAUUACUGCAUAAUUGGGUCUCGGAUUUGUUUUCAGAUGAUCAACAGCGUGUUUCUUUCGAUAUCCUGUAUCAGUCUAGAAACGACAUGAUGUCCAAGGUCAGCUCGCGGAAGCUACACUUGCUGAAUAUCAUUUGUAGGAAAGUAAUGCUUAGCGAUAAUGCACAAUAUUCUCCUGGUGGAGAAAACAGCACUAGUGUGUCAACUGAUUUAUGGAACAAUCUUCUAGUGAGCAGCGAAAGAGAGCUACGAGAGAGGCUAGUGGCUUUCACUUUUGCUGCAGUUUUGAAUCGACUAUCAUAUUUUCAAAAGGGCACCUGUGCUGAAAACAUGUGGUUUCCUGUUGGAGUUGCCCAAAUGUAUUCUUGGUUGUCUAUGAACAAUGGAAAAGUGCAUAAUCAGCUUAAGUCUCUCCGUUCGACAAUUAAGGGUCUUCGAAGCAGGAUUUCUUCUGUGUGUGAAUACUCAGUUGAAGAAUCCUGCACCUAUUGCUCUGCACCAGUCCACUUCGAGUCACCUGAUGUAGCCUUGUGUGGAAGUGGCGAUCCUGUUACUUCUCCCGCAGAAAGGCACAAGUUGUCAAGAUGCACGGCAUCGAUGCGCUUAUGCUCUGUUCUGCAACCAAUCUGGUACUGUGUGUGUUGUGAAGGAAUGGUUGACAAGCUGGUUCCGGGGACCUUCUUCACAAUGACGACAUCCCCUUUGCAGGUGAACCAUGAUGGUGAAUUGCUUUAUUCAGCACCUGUUGUUCCACUUUGCCCCUUCUGUGGCAUACUGCUGCAGAGGUUGAUGCCAGAGUUCCUGCUCUCCGUCUCCCCAGUGUAGAAGCUAGUGAGAAUUUGCUGCUCAAGUGCAUGUCAAUUCCGUCUUCUUUUGCAGUAUUGUGCAUAUGUUUGUUCUAGAGGUUGUUCGUGAUCCUGUCAAAAAGGAUUCUUAUGAUAAGCAUGGAAAGGAACGUCAUCCCGAGUAAGUCCUGAAAUUGUUUAUCAGUUUGUAUUGAAAUAUUAAGCUCCAAACACCCUCUCAACACACAAUUAGGAAUUUUUUUGCAGAGUAUGCAAUGACCAGAAACGAUCUGAGCUUUGUCUUGCAUAUAUAGCAUGCACAGUGUAUUAGCUAAUAGGCCUGCUGUUAAAACUUCUUUUUACAGCAAAGCACCUUUUUAUUAA